Spodoptera frugiperda (fall armyworm) is the source of this 2989-nucleotide messenger RNA. RefSeq names its product multiple inositol polyphosphate phosphatase 1. Gene Ontology annotation, molecular function: acid phosphatase activity; inositol phosphate phosphatase activity. Bases 107 to 1426 code for a protein of 439 amino acids. NCBI's taxonomy places the organism in Eukaryota, Metazoa, Arthropoda, Insecta, Lepidoptera, Noctuidae. The record is from RefSeq and is a predicted model, not a curated record. The transcript has 9 exons.
UCAAUCUGAGAUUUGUCAACAUCACGAUACAAUAUUUAUUUUGAAAUUCACAGAGUAAAGUUAUUAAGUUUUUAAUAAAAAGUAAAUAAAUAUUUAAACACACAUUAUGCAAGUAUUACUUACAGUGAUUGUUUUAGCUUUAAUAAAUUACAUAGAUCUAGUAGGUUCUUUAAAAACUAGCUUUAUUCGACAACAUUUAGGUUCACGCACUCCGUACAGGUUUCGAGCGAAUAAAAAUGAUUCCAGAAUAAAAUAUCCAGGUUGCAAAGAUACUAAAAUAUGGAUGGUGAUUCGUCAUGGCACCAGAUUGCCGAGUCGAAAAGAUUUAAAUGCGGUUUCAAAACUAGUUGAUUUAAAGUAUGAAGUGUUAUGGCAACAUGAGUAUGGAAAAGGUCAAUUAACCAAUGAGCAAUUCAAUAGUCUACAAGACUGGAGACUAAAUAUUGAUCCUGAUCAGGAUAGUUACCUGACAUUAGAGGGACAAGAUGAGAUGAUAUUAAUGGCUGAAAGAAUGCAAAAACGAUUCCCGAAUGCCAUCAAACAGAAGUAUAGUAAUAAGACAUUUUUAUUCCGCUACACAGCAACACAGCGAGCUCAACAGAGUGCAAGAUACUUCACUAAUGGCUUGUUUGAAAAGAAAGAUGCCCAAGACAUCAUAUUUGCACCAGCAACGCGAGUUGAUCCUGUUUUAAGGUUUUACAAACACUGUGACAGGUGGUUAUCGCAAGUAAAGAAAAAUCCUGACACUUACAACGAGACUAGACUGUUUGGUCAUAGUCGUCUAAUGAACGACACGUUGGAGUCCGUGUCUAAAAGACUGGGCCUCAGUAGAGUACUCAGAUUGGAAACUGUGGAGUUAAUGUACAAGUUCUGUGGCUAUGAAACGUCGUGGGACAAGCAUCACAUAUCGCCGUGGUGUUACGCUUUCGAUGAAGAUAGUAUGCAGGUGUUUGAAUACUAUCACGAUCUGAAGACGUAUUGGCUGGAUGGCUACGGACAUGAGCUGACGUAUCGUCAAGCUUGCAUGUCUAUAAAGAACAUGUUCGAGUUUUUUGACAAACGUGACGGGUACCAGUCAAUCUUCAUGUUCAGUCACUCGGGUACUAUUCUGAAGAUCCUGACGCACUUGAAGCUCUACCAGCCAUCGUCUCCGCUCCGAGGGGACGCCAUUGUCAAGGAUAGACCGUGGAAACUCUCCGAGAUUGACUGCUUCGCCGCUAAUUUGGCAUUUGUGCUGUUUAAAUGCAAAGACGGAGACCACGUUUUAACUCUACAUCAAGAGAAAAUAAUCAAGUUACCGAUGUGUAAACACGAACUGUGUCCACUGAAGCACUUGAGGGAAUAUUUCCAUGACAGCAUAUUCAAAUGUGACUACACGGACAUGUGUAGUCUUCAACCGAAUAGUACAAAUAAUAAGGAAGAUUAAAUAAGAGUACUUAGACAAAAACAAGAAAUCACGCAAGAACUAACUUGUUACAUGAGAAACUGAGGGUAUAUAAGAACCUUUUUUUUAUUCUGCCGAAGUGAAAAUAGCUGUUAUGGAAGUUGAAAAUAGAAGGCGCGCUACGUCAAUUCUUUGUCCAUUUUGGACGUAGAAGUGACGUAAUGUGAACAAAUAUGUCGUACAUUUUUGGGUCGAAAUAAAUGGGAAAAAAGUCGGAAAUGAAAAAAUCUUUUGUGAUUAAGAGGUGAAAACAGCCGAAAAAAUAUAUUUGCUAAUAAAUAAAUAUUACUUUUACAUCACAUCACAUAUAAAAUAAUUAAUGUUUAUGAACAACUAGCAAAUUCGGCGAACUCCGUUUUGCCACCAAUGAUUUUCCGAUUUUCUGCUUUUAUCUUGAAAUUUUUGCGAAUUUUCUUUGCUAUAAACCUCACGGAGCCCGAGACCUUUCCAACGAAUGCAAAACCGUGGAAAUCGGUUCGUGCGUUCUGGAGUUAUAGCGUCAGGAAGGAAAACCCGACUUAUUUUUAUAUUUAAAACAAUAAAACAUUCCAAAUGUAUGUACAAGCUUCUUAGUUUGUAAAUUUUGAAGAAAAGUACUUUUAUAGAAUGAAUCUUGACAUCACAAAAUAUAAAAUUGUUAAAGAUGGCUUUUUAGCACGCUGUGCUUCAGCUGAGAACAGAACACACUAAAAGCUUUACUGUUAUUAAUAUUGCACAAUAUUAAGCAUAAUAUUUAUAUAUUUUUUUACUGUUUUUCACGUAACUGUUUGGUUCCUCGACUAGUUUCAAGCCACUGUAGGGCCCAUAAACUAGUACGAGUAAUGUCGUCAAUUAAUGUAGUGACCCAUGCAACGUAAUUGAAAAAUAAAUUUCAAUUAUAAUUUGUUUAGGUAUUUAUUUUAUUGUAUAUCGUCACAGUUUAGUGCUUUUCAAGUACGAGUGAUAUUUAUAUAUUUAACAAAAUUAUAAUAAAAUACCAGUAUUAGAAAAAGGAAUAAUUAAUGAAAUUAAGUGAGAUUAAUUUAAUACAGAUGUACUAGCUUGUCGCGGCUUAAGACUUUCAUUAUCAUAAAUGUGUCAAUGUUGUAAGAACGUGGGCCAAAUUAGUUGCUAAGUAUCUUUUUUACCUGUAUUGUCGGAGCUACUAGGACUAACACAUCACACCUAGACCCGGAACAAUACCUGUACAUCACACAAAGAGUUGUUCCGUGAAUCAAAUGCACAGCAGUCAAGCGCUUAAGCACUGCACCGAGUAUGUAGAAAAAACAUGCUUAUUAGGUCUAGUUUUGAAAAGACUAAUCAAUUUUACAGUGAAUUGAAGAAAUUAAUUCCUACCUAUUAUCGAUGAACCCAGAAACACUAUAAAAAGUAGAUAUCGUAACGAGAAAAAGUGUACAAUUAUAAAAUUGUUAUACCAAAAAUAUAGCUUGAAGUUGUUUUAUACAAUAGUUUUAGAAUGAAUUUCAUGUUUACAUUGUUAUAUUGAGAUGUACAAACGAACAUUGUUGAACUGAUCAUAAUAAAUGCUACGCUUUGAGUGCACAA